AGGUGUCGGCGGGACUAUUAUGCAUUCAUGCACUGCUGUCGGAAUGAACAUUGUGCUCUCCGAAGUAGUAUAUGCUACCAUCCUUUCAGGGAAAGUGACCAAAGGAAUAAAGAUGCAUUGCGGGAAGGGUGAAUACCAUGAAAUCAUUGCCAAUGCAUUAGGCAGGUUCAAAAAGAAAACACUACAACGGAGCUCCGGACCGACGUUUCCGAGGCUUCCUUCAAGAAUCAACAUGCGGUACCGGCGCCUAUCGAUGCUUGCCUCGUAGCACCUCUUCCAUGGCCAUGCCUUCCUCUGAGGUCGAGAAUUCGACCUACUACUCGUCCCGCAGAAGAAGAAAAUCUACUAGAGGACUGAUGGGCAUGAGGACACGCGAAUAUUUAGUCAAAGGAAAUGACCCAUUCGACUACGAACAGAAAUUCUCCGAAGAUCAGCGGUACGAAGAACUGGGACCUGCUGCCAGGGUAUGGAGAACAUACCUUGAAGAGUGCGUUGCAUUUGACAUUGAGAUGGUGGAAGGAUGGAGGGAUGGAUUAGAUGUUUUGUUGGUUUUCGCUGGUCUUUUCUCUGCCGUAGUCACUACUUUCGUCACUCAGACAUCCCAGAGCCUUCAAGUCAACUACAGCCAGGUCACCGCGUCCCUUCUUUUCGAACUCAUCGACGUCACGCGUGCAGCGGCCAAUGGUUCUCUUGUGAACAACAUUCCUCGCUCAGAUCUUACUCCCUUCUCAAGCUUUCGUCCCACAACAUCUGAUACCUGGGUAAAUGGCCUGUGGUUCACUAGUCUCUCGUUCAGUCUCGCUACCGCAUUAUUCGCCGUCUUGACAAAGCAGUGGAUACACCAGUACAUAGGGGCUUCAUCAGGGACACCCCGAGAACGAUGUCACAUACGUCAAUUCCGGUAUAUGGGGCUGCAACAGUGGGGUGUAGGUCUCGUCAUUGGGUUGUUACCCGUGCUCUUGAGCGUGUCGCUUGGUGUGUUUCUAGUCGGUUUGGUUAUCUUCCUUAUCCCGUUACAAGUGUCGAUCGCAUCUAUCGUCGGAGUCAUCAGUUUUAUGUCAUUUGCGGCGUACUUUGUCACCAACCUCCUUCCGAUUUGGUACCCUUCAUGCUCGUACAAGACACCACUGUCGCAGUAUGCCUUCCUCCUCUAUACGCACAUCACCUGUCAUCCCUUCUUCGUAUCUGCGAUUUCCAGACUUUGGGUACCGCCGCCUUCAGUUCAGACGGACGAGUCUCAGGACGAGCCGCCGGAGUCGUCUUCCAUCAGAACACUCCGAGACGCUGAACGUGCAGUUGUAGAGAUCAGCGCGGAUGAGAUGGACGUACAUGCACUGGCUUGGCUCUUUAACAUGUCUACUAACCCCAGCGUACAGAGCAUCAUUGUACAAUCAACCAGUGCUUUACCGUUGUCAUCCGUGGAGCCUCUAAAGCAGCAUGCAAAAGGAAUAUCGGACAUGUGCGAAACUUUCAUCUGGCACAUGGGCUGUCAUCCCUGGCAGGAAAGCAUCGUUGAUCGCCUUGCUCGCGCAAGCCUUCGUCUUGUCAUGGAUGGUGAACAAUCUGGGCUAGCGUGGACUCUCCCAGACGCAGAAGCGGGACGCGAAAGAUGGUCCCAGGAUGUCUAUGCAGAGGCUUUGGCUGUUGUUGCCUACCCGGGCUAUCCCGAAUGUGUCCCCACAAUCCGACAUCUAGUGGAAACUCAGUUCAGACCAUCUGAAGAUAAGCGGCUUCUUCUGCAGCCCAUUGUAUGGGGACACCUGCUUCAGAGACUCAUAUCCUCUGAUCUAGAAGAUACCCUGAUCUAACCUUUAUUCCAUGCUAUUCCCUCACGCUAUUGGCACGCUGACUACAUCCCUCCACCUCUUUUCUUGGCAAAAAAUGGAUUGAAGAUCUGUUUGCCCUCUGAUUUAAGAGAUGGUGCAGAAUCUCUUCUGUCGGCUAUUGAAUCUUAUCUGUAUCCCUAUAUCGUCGAUGCCAUCUACCAGCGUUUCAGAGACGCUGCUGACAUUGCUUUCCAUCCUGAUCCCACCGAUGAAUUCCCCGUACCUCCGGAUCCACAAUUACGCAUACUGUUGACGAUGGUCGCCUCACAUUCUGUCCAAAGGGUGAC
Desarmillaria tabescens is the source of this 2113-nucleotide messenger RNA. RefSeq lists its product as uncharacterized. The coding region runs from base 279 to 1808 and encodes 509 amino acids. The transcript is spliced from 3 exons. Lineage: Eukaryota; Fungi; Basidiomycota; Agaricomycetes; Agaricales; Physalacriaceae. The record is from RefSeq and is a predicted model, not a curated record.